Molecule: messenger RNA, 1595 nt
Organism: Sesamum indicum (sesame)
Lineage: Eukaryota; Viridiplantae; Streptophyta; Magnoliopsida; Lamiales; Pedaliaceae
Product: protein MANNAN SYNTHESIS-RELATED 2
Source: RefSeq, a predicted model, not a curated record
ACUACUUCUACUGCUGCUGCGCUACUGCUCACUUACUACUUCCACACUUUUUCUCUCUCUAAAUCUCUCCCCAUAUAUAUUGGUGAAGUGAAGAGAGAGACAUAGAUCGAGUGUUCCUUCGAAGCUGAGAUCUGAGGCAAUGGCUGUGGAUCCUAGACAUGUGCUCGCCGGCAUACUUACUCUCACCAUGUUCCUAAUGCUCGGCGACAUGAUUAAGCGCGACCACUUCGAUUCUACUCACCCAACCGUUCACGACACAAAAAAGGCUUCAGAGCAUACCCUUGCUAGUGUCGCAAAAGGUGCUGAUGGCCCUUGGAAGGAGGAUGGUUUGACCUUGAAGCCAUGUUGGCAGAAGCCUGUUUUGAAGGAGGCCGAUGAAUCGCAGGGGUACGUCACCUUCUCAUUAACCAAUGGCCCAGAAUACCAUGUCUCUCAGAUUGCUGAUGCAGUAGUAGUUGCAAGAUAUCUACGGGCAACACUUGUAAUCCCUGACAUUAGAGGAAGCCAACCUGGUGACAAAAGGAACUUCAAAGAUGUCUAUGAUGUUGAAAAAUUCAUAGCAAGCCUAGAUGGUGUGGUCAAAGUUGUUAGAUCUCAGCCUACUGAAAUUUCAGCCCGUAAUCUUGCAGUGGUGAAGGUUCCUAAUCGUGUUACUGAAGGAUAUAUAGCAGAAAAUAUAGAAACAGUUUUCAGAACCAAGGGAAACAUAAGACUAGUCACUUACUUCCCAUCAGUGAACAUGAAAAAGAAUAAAGAAAAGACCAGUACAGACUCAAUUGCAUGUUUGGCCAUGUUUGGAACCCUGGAGCCUCAAACCGAAGUCCGUGAAGUGGUUGACUCCAUGAUUGAUCGCCUAAAAACCGUCAGUAGGAAAUCAAAUGGACAGUUUGUGGCAGUUGACUUGAGGAUUGAUAUAUUGGAGAAAAAGGGUUGUCAUGGAAAUGGUGGCUCUGCGUCUAAGAGUUGUUACGGCCCACAAGAGAUAGCUCUCUUUUUAAAGAAGAUUGGCUUUGAAAAGGACACCACAGUGUAUGUGACCCAAACAAAAUGGCAUAGCAGCCUCGACGCUCUAAAGGACUUCUUCCCAAAAACUUAUACAAAGGAGUCUAUAAUGCCUAUGGAGAAAAAAGAUAAGUUUCUAAACUCUGACACUUCCGAAUUUGAGAAGGUAAUUGACUACUACAUUUGCUCCGAGAGUGAUGUCUUCGUUCCGGCCAUAUCGGGCCUGUUUUAUGCUAAUGUUGCUGGAAAGAGAAUAGCUUCUGGCCGGACUCAGAUGCUUGUUCCUGCAACUAUUCCUGGUUCUUCUGCCACUUCUGAAGAGUUUAUGUCACAUUAUGUUACCAAAAAGAAUCACUUCGCAUAUUCAUGUUAUUGCUAGUUCAAGGAAAGGGUAAGUCUCCCAUAUCUAAGUGAUUAAUGUUUUUGCAUUCGAUUUUAAGUUGAAAUGAUCUCUCAGUGUCUUGCCCAAAAGUUUUUGUUAGGCUGCAGAUUUCCUAUAAUUGUAAUGAUUGCAGGUCUUUGAAUGUGUUGUAAAACAUUGUACCAACGUCACAUCCAUGUUUAAUAGGUCAUUGAAGAAGUGUGUUGGUUUC